Molecule: messenger RNA, 3043 nt
Organism: Callithrix jacchus (white-tufted-ear marmoset)
Lineage: Eukaryota; Metazoa; Chordata; Mammalia; Primates; Cebidae
Product: DDB1- and CUL4-associated factor 8-like protein 2
Cellular component (GO): Cul4-RING E3 ubiquitin ligase complex; cytoplasm
Molecular function (GO): protein binding
Source: RefSeq, a predicted model, not a curated record
UACUGACAAGUGCUUUGGCAGAAUCCUUUCUUGUUCCCUUUAGCCAAUCAGAUUGCACCUUUUAGCCAUGCGCUUACUUCCUUCGCAACCAUCAGUCCGUCCGGCAGGCCAACCAUCUUGCCUGCGAUUUUAGGAGCUGGAUUUUCCAGCUCCAGAUUGGCCACGGCAUACAUCUUACGAGAUGUCGCACCAAGAGGGCAGCGCAGAUGGCUUACAAGACUCAGGGAUUGAAACCCUGUUCAGCAGCCCAGGGGAGCAGUCUGGAGCGGCAGCAGCCAUGGAGGCCUCCUCAGACAUUGAUACAGCGACCUUAGAUAUGAGUAUGAGAAUGACUGGAGAUGGCAGUGAUACCAGUGAUGGUGGUUUCCCAAAGGGUUCCAGCACAGAAAAUCGAAGCGCUGACCAAGAAAGUUCAAGUGAAGACGUCGAACUUGAGAACAUGGAGGACUCUGAGCGUUUCCUCACGCCUGAUGUAAGACUAUUCUAUUACAAUUUACUAAGAGAGGACGAGGUAGUAGAGGAGGAAGAGGAUGAAGAACAGGCUCAGAUGUGUCCACGAUGCGGUGGUACCGACCAUGAGCAGUGUUUGUUAGAGGAUAGGGCGCUGGAGGAGUGGACUUCCUCAGAGACAUCUGCCCUGCCGCCACCUCGCUGGCAGGCCGUUACUGCUCUUCGCCAACGGCAGCUGGGUUCAAGUACCCGCUUUGUCUAUGAGGCCUGUGGGGCAAGAGCCUUUGUGCAGCGUUUCUGCCUGCAGUAUCGUCUUGAAGGACAUACGGGUUGUGUGAAUACUGUACACUUUAACCAGCAUGGCACCCGGCUGGCCAGUAGUGGUGAUGACCUAAGGGUGAGAGUGUGGGACUGGGUGCGGCAGAAGCCAGUAUUGGACUUUGACAGUGGUCACAUUAGUAAUGUCUUACAGGCCAAGUUCCUUCCUAACAGUGCUGACUCCACCCUGGCCAUGUGUGCCCGCGAUGGGCAGGUACGGGUAGCAGAACUAAUGAAUGCAUCAUGUUUCGAGAGUACUAAGUGUGUGGCCCAGCACAAGGGAGCUGCCCACAAGUUGGCUCUGCAGCCAGACUCUCCUUAUAAGUUCCUCACUUCAGGUGAAGAUGCGGUUGUCUUCACCAUUGACCUCAGACAACACCAGCCAGCUUCAAAAAUUGUGAUAACAAGAGAAAAGGGGAAGAGAGUGGGACUAUAUACAAUUUCUGUGAAUCCCGCUAAUACCUACCAAUUUGCAGCGGCUGGACAAGAUCAGUUUGUCAGGAUUUAUGACCAGAGGAGAAUUGACAAGAAAGAAAACCACGGUGUACUCAAGAAAUUCACUCCUCAUCACCUGGUUAAUUGUGAUUUCCCAACAAGCAUCACCUGCACUGUGUACAGCCACGAUGGCACGGAGCUCUUGGCCAGCUACAGUGAUGAAGAUAUCUACCUCUUCAACUCCUCUCACGGUGAUGGUGCUCAGUAUGCAAAGAGAUUUAAGGGACACAGAAAUAAUACCACAGUCAAAGGUGUUAAUUUCUAUGGCCCCAGGAGUGAGUUUGUCGUGAGCGGUAGUGAUUGUGGGCACAUCUUUUUCUGGGAAAAAUCAUCUUGCCAGAUCAUCCAGUUGUUGAAGGAUGACCCAGAAGGUACAAUAAACUGUCUUGAACCCCACCCUUACCUACCUAUGUUGGCAACCAGCGGCCUAGAUCAUGAUGUCAAGAUCUGGACACCCACAGCUGAAGCUGCCACUGAACUUACUGAUUUAAAAGACGUGAUGAAGAAGAACAAGUGGGAACGAGAUCAAGAAAAUUUGUACCAUGCCACCUUGUUUGUCCAGUACAUGCUUUGGUUCCUCAGGGGCCAGCUGUCACAGAGAGAUCAUCACCAGGGCUGGGGAGCCAGAUUCCCAGGAGAAGAAUCGGAUGAGUCUUCCAGCACCUCACAUACAUCCGAGGAGGAAGGCCAAGACUGAGUGCCAUGUAUACCAUCCCAAAGGCCUCACACCCAGUCAAGCUAGAUGCCACUUAAGUAUGCUGGAUUUUACAAUGCAGUUUGACUAAUUUAGAAUUGUCAAUAGAUUAAUAGAUUUGCUUUUUGUCUUCUGCUUUCCACAAUUUCUACUGAAAACCAUCUCUUCCAUUCUUUCCUCUCUCCUUUCUUCCUUUCACACAUUCCUUCUUUCUCAUUUCUUUCCUCAUGGUUUCCUUAUGCCUCUUUUGUUACCCCUUAUUCUUACGUGAGUGCAUACACAACUUACUUAUCCCUCAUUUCCUUUGUAUCCUAAUAGUUGACCUCUAAAAUUUCCUAAUUUUGUUUAAAGAAAUUAAUAGCCUCAUUAGAUGCAUCUACUCAAUUCUGACAUUCUGCAAAUGAUGACCGUUUUAUAUUUUUUCAACUUUAACAAUUUUUUCUGAAGAUCAAAUUCUUCAGUUGACCUGAAAAUUUCAAAAAUAUGUUUCUUCUUUAGAAGUAAAAUAAGACAAACUAUAGUUUUGCUCUGUUGAUACUGACACUUGGCCACACACACACAGUCUGAGAGAGGGAAAAGAUGAGUAGUGUGUAAAUUAAUUUCUAAUCAGAUAAUUCAUCCCCUCAGAAUAAACAAUGUGAGAUUAUCUACAUUUUCUGAAUCCAUAUGUUAACAAUUUUGAAAAAUUUGAGUACAACGUAGCUGGUAAGAACUAAAUUAAGUCUGAUCACAUGACAUCAUUUUCUCUGUGCAUUAAGUGUUCUUGAAGUGUUAAGGUUGGGAACUCCCAAAGGGUGACCUUCCAGGAAGUCCUCCUGGAACAGCCAUUUCCUAUAAGUGCCAGCUACUGGUAUAAAAAUCUCUCAUAUUUGAAAAUACAUUUUAAUUAACUUUUAAGAACAAGUUGCUGUAAAAAUUGUUUAUGCUGUCACAUAACCAUUUGGUGUAGUUGGUAGAAAAAUCCUAUUUGACAUGCUCACAUUGCUUAAACUUCUCUUUGCUGCUUAAAUUGCUUUAAAAAUUCUUUUAAGCCUUAUUUAAUAUAUAUUAAAUAAGGAUACUGGAUGUCCAAUUACUGACCAAUAA